Lasiosphaeria miniovina is the source of this 1136-nucleotide messenger RNA. RefSeq names its product regulator of volume decrease after cellular swelling-domain-containing protein. The transcript is spliced from 2 exons. NCBI's taxonomy places the organism in Eukaryota, Fungi, Ascomycota, Sordariomycetes, Sordariales, Lasiosphaeriaceae. The record is from RefSeq and is a predicted model, not a curated record. Bases 51 to 1028 code for a protein of 325 amino acids. Gene Ontology annotation, biological process: spliceosomal snRNP assembly; mRNA cis splicing, via spliceosome. Gene Ontology annotation, cellular component: pICln-Sm protein complex; cytosol; spliceosomal complex.
CCAGGAAGCUCACCCCACUAAAAUUUCCCCAAAGCCCAAAUAAUGUCUACAUGCAGCGAUCUGCGACUCCCGUUUCUGUACCUCGAAACACAAAACAGUACAAAGCACAAAUCUCGAAGAUGCUGCCCUCGAUAAUUCGCUCGUCGCCGUCUCUGGGCGACUUCAAGACGCUUUCCGAGCAUCUUGAGCAGACGCCCGAGACGUUCUACGGAGGAAAGCCUGUUCUUUACUACCAUGCGACGGGCGCAAAGGCUUGGAUCCCGCGGUCGCAGCUGGGCCAUCUGCCCUUUUUCCCUGCAGAUUUCUCAUCCGCGCCCACUGCCCCAGAGAGCAGCACUCUAGAUGAGUCUUCCGAGGAAACCGUCGAGCAGAAAGUCGACAUCUUUGUCGAUUCCCGUAACCUCACCAUUUUCUGUUCCGCCGCCGAGUCUGGUCUCUCAGUCCCAUACCCCUUAGUCAGCAUCCACGCGAUCAAGACGCUCGGAUCGGGCGAGAACAAGUUCCCUUCGCUGUACCUCCAGCUGGAACUCUCGGACGGUGGCGCCACCGACGACGACUUCGAGACGAUCGACCUCACAAUUAUCCCCUCCACCAAUGCCACGAUGGCCCUGACUGUGAUCGGCAACACCGACCAGUCGCCCACGGAGGUCUCGCGACUGUUCAGCGCCAUCACCGACUGCUCCAACUUGAACCCCGACUCGGACGACGGCAGUAGCGAUGACGACGGCGACCGCAUCAUCUUCGAGGACGGACCCGAGGUUGUGGAGGGAUGUUCGGGCGUUUAUAUGGGCGCCGGCAACGGGGACCUACCUCCCCCCAUGCCCGGAAGCGGAGGCUGGAUCACAUCAGAGAACGUGAGCGAGUUUUUUGAUGAGGACGGCAAUUGGAUUGGAGGCGAGGGCGUCAGCGGAGAGCUGGGUGACGGCGCUGGCGUCAUCCACAGCCGCGACGACGAUGAGGAAAUGGCCAAUGGAGCCAACGGACACGACGAGGCCACCGAUACUAAGCGCCCUAGAACAGAUUUGUAACGAGUGGUCGGUUGCUUUUGUUGGGGAGUUGGAGUAGUCAUAGAUUUGGAACUUGAGGGGGUGGGCCGUUGGGAUCUUUUUUGCUCUCCUGUUUUAGGAUGGCUGUGA